Molecule: messenger RNA, 745 nt
Organism: Spirometra erinaceieuropaei
Lineage: Eukaryota; Metazoa; Platyhelminthes; Cestoda; Diphyllobothriidea; Diphyllobothriidae
Source: the annotation of a GenBank genome assembly
AUGCUUAUCACUGCGCCUGUCCGCACCGCGCUCUCCACGCCACUCUGCUCGACACGCUGUGUGCUGCCGGUGGGUGCUGUUGACCUUGUUUAGCCUUAGCUGCAAUUUCAUGAUGACAAUUUCUUUCCCCAAAUGAAGUGUGAUUAACUUGAUUCCCUGAAGUUUUGUAUCUUACAGCAAGCCAUUGCCCAUACUCCCUGCUAAUUGCAGUUAAUUCCGAUUCCAGUUUGGUCGGAGCUUCGCCCAUCUUCGCGUGUUGGUCGCCGAACAAAGUUUGCCUUUAGGGGAACGUGCUAGUCGCGCCCUCACAGUUUCCUGGCCUAGGGACUCGUCCGUGGUCUGCGGUAAGCACCCGCUGAUGACAUCUAACACCAAAUCCAAUGAGUUGUGAUUUCUGCAUCACCAACUGAAUCCUAUGUAACUCCCACUCUUUGUCGUUUCAGGAAUCGUGGACAACCGGCGUACAUUCACGGGUGACUAGGUAAAUGAUGUUUAUCUUUCGGGUCUUAAUCCUGCUGUGAAUACUUUACUGAUCCAAAUUUCGCAAUUUGCUUGCCUCUUCUGGCUUACCGGAAGUCUUGUGGUUUUCAGGUCUGAGAAAUCUCCCCGUAGGCGUCACUCAUCCGCGCUGCCAGGUGAGUUUUGUGAUGAGAAGAUCCAACUUGACUCGUGAAAUAUUUAUGAGCUUUUUAACCCUGACCUUGUCCCGCAUCGUUACACGGACUUUUGUCUUUCAGGAGACUGA